GACCAAGCUACAGCAGGUGAAAUAGAAGUUUCAGUUUAGCAAAGACGGCUAAUAUGGAGCGCAAACCUGAGAUGUAUUACGAGACUGGGAGAAGGUGAAGAGAUACGAUAAAAUGAUAAGAAAUGAAAGCGGUCUGACGAACGGUUCUUCAGUGGCCCCCCACGACACUACCCUGAAUCGCCCUCCAUGGGUUGCGACAACUUUGGGAUGCUUUCUGAUUUUCACCAUUGUCGUUGAUAUUUUGGGCAACCUCUUGGUCAUUAUCUCCGUGUACAGAAACAAAAAACUCAGAAACGCAGGCAACGUGUUUGUGGUGAGCCUGGCUGUAGCAGACCUGGUGGUGGCCUUCUACCCCUACCCUCUGGUCCUCUCCUCCAUCUUCAACAACGGCUGGAACCUGGGCUUCAUUCACUGUCAGGUUAGCGGCUUCCUUAUGGGACUCAGCGUCAUCGGCUCCAUCUUCAAUAUCACCGGCAUCGCAAUCAACCGCUACUGCUAUAUAUGUCACAGUCUUAAAUACCACAAGCUGUACAGUGACAAGAACUCCCUGUGUUAUGUCCUGCUCAUCUGGCUGUUGACUGUGGUGGCCCUGGUGCCCAACUUCUUUGUGGGCUCGCUGCAGUACGAUCCCAGGGUGUAUUCAUGUACGUUCGUCCAGUCGGCCAAUUCAGCGUACACCAUCGCCGUGGUCUUCUUCCACUUCAUCCUGCCCAUCAUGAUCGUCACCUACUGCUACCUGAGGAUCUGGAUCCUGGUUAUCCAGGUGAGGCGGAGGGUGAAGCCCGAGUUCAGGCCUAGGCUCACGCCGCAUGAUGUGAGGAACUUUGUCACCAUGUUUGUGGUGUUCGUCCUGUUUGCUGUGUGCUGGGCACCGCUGAACUUCAUCGGACUGGCAGUGGCCGUCAACCCCGCCGCAGUAAUACCCAUGAUUCCAGAGUGGCUGUUCGUGUUCAGCUAUUUCAUGGCCUACUUCAACAGCUGCCUUAAUGCCAUUGUCUAUGGACUGCUCAACCAGAACUUCCGGAGGGAGUACAAACGGAUAGUUGUCUCGCUUUGCACUGUGACGUUGUUGUUCCCUGACAGUUCCAACGACGCUGCGGAGAGAGUCAAGCCAUCCCCUUUAAUAACCAACAACAACCAAGUGAAAGUAGACUGCGUGUGAGAGGUCAUAAAGGGAGCACUGUGAACAAAGACAUACUAAAAACACAUCUCUACUGCUUCCAGACUGCAGGCUUAUUCAUGAUGUAUAUGUACUGAACUGAAGCCAAUGACUCUAACAGCGUGUAUGCAGUUUUUAAACAGAUUCUUCUCAGUCAAGGUGCAUUACAGUAGCUGUAUGUUCCCCUCUGUUUAAAUGUUUACAAUAAUGAACUAUAGAUGUAUGUAUUUAUUUUAUAUUGACAAUGGAUAGUAUGGCAUCAUUUCACAGAAUAGAGCUGAAAGGGUUUCUUACGUUCUGCUAUCUUUACCAGUCUACAGUACUUUAUCUGUAUCUGUAUGAGAAAUAACAUAGUAAUGAUUGUUACUUCUGACUAUAACAUCAAAGUUGUAUUACAUACCGUAGGUUGCUGAUGUAAAGUAAAUUCAGAAGCUUGAAAAGCAAUAUGUUUGUUGUGAAGUGUUUCAUAUGCA
Salvelinus sp. IW2-2015 is the source of this 1632-nucleotide messenger RNA. RefSeq names its product melatonin receptor 1A b (gene mtnr1ab). Bases 113 to 1162 code for a protein of 349 amino acids. Gene Ontology annotation, cellular component: plasma membrane. The transcript has 2 exons. NCBI's taxonomy places the organism in Eukaryota, Metazoa, Chordata, Actinopteri, Salmoniformes, Salmonidae. Gene Ontology annotation, molecular function: melatonin receptor activity. The record is from RefSeq and is a predicted model, not a curated record. Gene Ontology annotation, biological process: G protein-coupled receptor signaling pathway.